ACCAAAACCAGCUCACACAGAUCCCCCCUCCCUCCUUCUCCUCCUCCUCUUCUCUCCAUUACCACUACCACCGCCUCCUUCGUUUAUCCCUCACACCUCAUAAGUCCCACGUAUCCCAAGAGGAUAAGAUGCCAUGGAGGCCACGGGGAGAAUGGGGCUUUACGUCUACUGGCUUCUGGUCCUUCUCACAGAAGUCAGCGCAAAGUUCAUCCACGUCCCUUCAACAGUCCGCCAUGGCAUCAAGGGGAAGAAUCUUCAUUUACAUGUUGAGACGCGCUUCCAAUUGGACGAGGCCGAGAUCCAGGGAACUUGGUCCCACACCACGACGAGUGGCAUCAGGACCACUCUGGUGACAUUUAACAAAGAGUCCACCAUCAUGGACAUGAAGUACCGCAACCAUAUCCUCUUCACGGAGCCCAAUGUGUCCUUGUUGAUACAGAGAUUAACUCUGCAUGAUGAGGGGGAUUAUCAGAUAAACCUCAAUAUAGAGUUUCAUAACAAAACAGGCGAGGUUUUCACGGAGGAGAAGACCGUGCAUGUAACAGUGGAUGUUCCUGUGUCCACACCAGUCAUUGAGAAGAGCCCGUCUCACGCCGUGGUCGAGGACAAAGCCGACGUUACAUGGAUCUGUUCCGUGGCGAUAGGGACCAGGGUUGAGUUUCAGUGGUUCAGAGACAAUAUCCCUUUGGGUGACGGCAACAGAUAUCAUUUCUCCCAAAACAAGUCCACACUGCUGAUCAGUCCGGUGAAAAAGGAGGACAAGGGAAGUUACCGCUGCGUGGCCAGCAAUGCGGUCAGCCCGGAACGACACAGCAGGGCUGUGGAACUCACCGUUUACUAUGGUCCCUACAACCUGGAAGUGAACUCCGACCAAGGCCUUCGGACAGGGGAGGUGUUCACCAUCAACCCCGGAGAACUGGUCUUCUUUGAGUGCCGUGCUGAUUCCAACCCUCCCAACAGCUAUGUGUGGAUCUCCAAGAGCCGCAACACGACACGGGUCAUCACAGAGGGCCCGCGGUUGGAGGUUCUCUCCUAUAGACUGGCCCAACCUGAGGAGUACCUGUGCCGAGCCUUCAAUAAUAUGACUCAGAAGCAAGACGAGACCCAGUUCACGCUAGUGGUGGCUAGCUUGGGGACAGGCAAAGAGAUGCACACCCAGGAUGGUAGCAGUUUUUCCCCGCUGGCUGUUAUCACGGUGUGCUCUUUGUUCAUCAUCGGGUGCAUGCUGCUGGUGUUUUUUAGGAAAGACUGUCACCCAAAGAGAGUGCUGAUGAGAAUUUAUAAGAGGCCGCUCUCAGAUCAGAAGCGACCACAUCGAUCAGGUCACGAGGAUGCAACUGAAGACUUUGGCAUCUAUGAAUUUGUCUCCAUACCUGGGAAAAUGGAAUCUGCACAGCCAUCAUGUAGAUCUCUGGCUCGCCUGGAGUCUGUUCAGGAUAUGCACACCACUAUCUACGAUGUGAUCAGACAUGUUCCUGAAACCCCCGGGCAGAGUUUGCUGAAGUGACUUUUAGCUCUUCAACUUUUUGUGUAUCUUUUUUUGUUUUUAAGGCCUUGUCAAAGAAGCCCAAGGCACUGCUUUUGGUGACUCACUUUUUUUUGCACACAUUACGGUGUGAGUGCACAUGAGGAUUGUGCAGGCACAUCAUAUAUGAAAUUAAUGUCAUUAAAUAUUGCGAAAAUAAGCAAUCAUUAAUUAAUUAACAAAAUAAUAAUUUAUUCAUUCAUUCAUUUUCUACCGCUUUUUCCUCACAAGGGUCGCGGGGGUGCUGGAGCCUAUCCCGGCUGUCUUUGUGCGGGAGGCGGGGUACACCCUGGACUGGUCGCCAGCCAAUCACAGGGCACAUAUAGACAAACAACCAUUCACACUCACAUUCAUACCUAUGGACAAUUUGGAGUCGCCAAUUAACCUAGCAUGUUUUUGGAAUGUGGGAGGAAACCGGAGUACCCAGAGAAAACCCUAAAAAAAGCUGAGGGUGGAAUUGAACCUGGUCUCAUAGCUGUGACGUCUGCACGCUAACCACUAGACCGCCGUGCGACCCUAACAGAAACCAAUGUUUUUGGAAUGUGGGAGGAAACUGGAGUACCCGGAGAAAUGCACGGGGAGAACAUGCAAACUCCACACAGAGAUGGCCGUCGGUGGAAUUGAACCCUGAUCUCCUAGCUGUGAGAUCUGUGCGCUAACCACACAACCACCGUGCAGCCCAAAAUAAUAAUAAUAAUUACUAUUUAUUUUAAAUAUUUUUUAGUUUUAUGGCAGUAUCAUGGCGGAUAUGUAAAUACUGUACAUAUAUUAUACUCAGAUUAUUUUAAAAUGUUCUAUAAAUCUAUUCUAUUCUAGUAUUUGUCUAUUUAUUCCUAUUGUAAAUGCUUAACCUUAAUCCUUUCCCCCCUUAUUUUUAAUAUUUGUCUGCAUGGAUAUGAUGAUGGAUGGUGAGACAUGAUUGAUUCUUAAAUUCAUGUACAGAUUGCAUCAUUGUUUUGUACUCCAUUAAAAAUGCCAGU
Molecule: messenger RNA, 2505 nt
Organism: Doryrhamphus excisus (bluestripe pipefish)
Lineage: Eukaryota; Metazoa; Chordata; Actinopteri; Syngnathiformes; Syngnathidae
Gene: hepacam2
Product: HEPACAM family member 2
Source: RefSeq, a predicted model, not a curated record